AUGGCGUCCACCACAACCACCACCACGCUUAGCAUGAAGCUCCUUAUCGACACCAAGAAAAAUCGCGUGUUGUUUGCUGAGGCAGAUAAGGACGUCGUGGACUUCCUCUUCUCUCUUCUCGCCCUCCCGAUUGCGACGAUCGUCGGCAAGCUUGGAAAGGAGUCCAUGUGCGGAAGCUUCGGCAACCUCUACGCCAGCGUGGAGAAUCUCGACUACAAACUCGUCCUGCCGGGCGCGGAGAAGAAAACGCUCCUCCAGCCCACGGUCGUGCCAUCGGCCGCAACCACCAGCACUAGCUCUCUCUUGCUGCCGCUGCCGGCGCCCCGGCCCGAGCCGCCAAAGAGCUUCUUCAAAUGCAGCGAGUCCGGCGACUACUACAACGCCCGUUGCAGAGAGUACGUGACGGACAGUAGCAGAGCGAGCUGUCCGAACUGUGGGAAGAAGAUGACUAGGGCACUGAAGUAUGUUCCUCCUCCUCCGGCGGCGGCUGACGGCACCGGCGGCGGGCAGAGUGCGCAGAUGGGAUCCUCCACGGGAGGUGCCAUUGCCAUUGCCAAAGGGUUCGUGCAGGGGGUGGUGACGUACACGGUGAGGGACAACCUGGUGGUGAACUCCAUGUCCACCAUCUCCAGCAUCUCGCUGCUCAACACACUCGCCGUUACAGACUUCGCCGCGCUCCAGGAGAAGACCGUGCAGCUUAGCUACACCGAGGGCCUGCAGAUUCUCAAGGCAUCGCUGCAGUCCAACACCGUGCUCACUGACGUUUUCCUCAGCAAGAAGCGUCCUCGCCGUUGUGCUUGAAGCUGAAGCUCAGCUGUCCAUGUCUGGCUGAGUUGCUCGUCAAUUUAGUUGCCACUCCUAAUUUAAUUAGUGAUGAUUCAUAUGAAGUUAGAGAGAGAUUUGCUUUAUUUUUGCACACUGAUUUAGGAAAGUUCAGACCUCCUCUUCUGCCCUGACCAGAGGUUGAAGAGGCCGACCUCCUCCUCCUCCAUGGCCUCAGUAGUCUGCUCCUCUACCUCGGUAGCCUUCUCUUCCUACUCCUUGAAUAUUGGCAGCACCUUGAAUAUUGGCAGCAAUAUCAUAGUGUUUCUCAA
This is a messenger RNA of Sorghum bicolor (sorghum), 1094 nucleotides long. RefSeq lists its product as uncharacterized. Lineage: Eukaryota; Viridiplantae; Streptophyta; Magnoliopsida; Poales; Poaceae. The transcript is spliced from 2 exons. The record is from RefSeq and is a predicted model, not a curated record. Bases 1 to 801 code for a protein of 266 amino acids.